AUGUCUGAGAAAAAAAUCUCGGCCUCGGAAUCUUCGCCGAUCGCGUCCACGGCUGCUAAGAAGUCUGAAAUUUUCAGAUUCAAUGCUUCCUAUAUAGCCAUUCUACACACCAUUACGGCGUACUCAGCCUUCAUUGCUGCAUUGAUCGUGGGAACAUGGCUUCAUUACCAUAAGAUUGUCCAGAACUCGUCGUUCGGCUAUCCUGACGAGUGGUUCCCUUCUGUCUCGGCUACAAUCGGCGAUAGAUACCCAGAAAGGUCGAUUUUCCAGGUUCUCAUCGCAGUUACAGCUGGCCCUCGAUUUCUUCUUUUGAUCUUUGAUUUCAUCAACCUUUACAGGAAAGGAUCCGUGCUACCAUACAUUGGCUUUUUCUCGGGUCUUCUUCGUACCUUCACCUGCGGUGGAUGGGUGUACAUCACAUCAACAGACGAUCACGACUGGCACGAUAUCUUCAUGAUCAGCUACAUCGUCUUGACCAUUCCAUGGACCGUUUGCAUCACUAUAUUGUCUAAGCCAGGCUCAUUUGAACGCCAAGGACGUUUCUAUACCCUGACGUCGUUUUUCGCUAUGCUCGUGCCUCUUGUCUACUGGUUCAUUCAACAUAAAGUCCAUGUGAGACCUGGGGCCUAUUCCAUUUAUGCCUACUUCGAAUGGGCAUUGAUUUUGCUCGAUGUAGGUUUUGAUGCUUGGUCUAUUGUAGACUUCAAUAAUAUUGACAUUGCCAUCUCUGGUCAAGGCAUUGAGCUCACUGGUGCUAAACCCAAGACUGCCGUAGACAAGAAGAAACAAGACGAGUUGCUCCACGAUGAGUUCACCGAUUUCGAGUUCUAUAUCUCCAGCAUUAAUGCGUUUGUCUUCUGGUCAGUAGUCACUUCUUUAUUUUUGUGUGUUUGGUACUUUCCCUUGUGGCAUAUGGGUAUCUCUGGCUAUGAGGCUGCGGUUUUCUCUCUCUUUUUGUCUCCCGCCAUCUUGAUUAUCCCCUUUGUAAGAAACUUCAUUUCCAACUACCCACUGCUCACGAAAACCUUAACGGUGUUGUUGGGUAUUGGUGCUUACAAAGUUCACGAACCUGAAAACAGACUCCUCACCAUCACUGCUGGUACUUCAUUUGCCAUAGUAUCUUUAGUGGUAGACGUCUGGUCACUCUCUAACCAACCAAAGAAGUUUAACUCCUACAUUAUCUCCAUCUUGAUUGGUUUGUUGGGCACUUCAGUAUUCAAGUUCUUGUGCUUUUCCAACAACCCAAUUUGGCCCAUUAUGCACAAGGAAAACGGUGGUUACAACGAAGUGGGAAUCUUUGUAGGUUUGAUAGGUGCAUUCUUUACUCCGCAGCUUCAUCUGAUAAACUCUACAACUCAUAAUGUGAAGAGAGCUGGUGGAUCGUUCUUCCUUGCUGCUUUGGGAAUUGGUGGUUACUUCUUCUCCAUCGAAUCUUACUUGAGUGACACAUCUACGUUGGCACUCUGGACUUGGGAAGGAUACCCAGUAAAGGGACCUCUUCCCGUUACUGGUGCUCUUUUCAAUAUUGGAGCGGUUGUUUUAGGUGUUCUCGCGGCCAUUUCAAUCCCAUCUAAGUUUUUCAGCAACAAGUUCUACAACUGGUUCAUUGGUGGCGGUAGUGCAUUUGUUCUCUACUAUUACAAGGGCUGGACUGGGUAUGCUGGAGCUACUGUAUAUUCAUUUUACUUGACUUCUAUUGCUCCAUUGAUUUGGCAGUCUUCUAUUGGCUAUAACCCAAGCUUGUUGUUCUUUGUAGGCUUCUUCGUUCACGUCUUCCUCGGCUUGGCUAGUACGUGGAUUGUUGCAUAUGCUUUCGUUCCAGGUGGACCAUUAUUGAGAGAGAGAACUGAUAUCAUCUUGGGAACAUCCUUUGUUCUGAUCUUAGCUGGAAUUUGGAAUUACAACUUGAGGCGUCGUAGUGGUGAAGCUGUCAAGAUUGACUUCCAUGGUAAGAAAUUGUUUAGACAGGCUUGGACAAUCUUGACUGUUUUGUUAGCUAUUUCUAUUUCUGCUUUCUUCCAAAGAUAUGCUGUUGAAUCAUUCAAGCCAUAUAAUGCCGAGUCUAAAUCGUUUACCACUGGUAUCUGGUGUGUUCAUUUUGGUUUGGAUAACGACAUGUGGUCCAGUGAAGUCAGAAUGAGAGAUUUGAUCAGAGAUGCUGAGAUCGAUAUCAUUGGUUUACUUGAAACUGACACCCAAAGAUUGAUUGGGGGCAAUCGAGACUUCACCCAAAGGAUUGCUGAAGAUUUGGGAAUGUAUGCCGACUACGGCCCCGGACCCAACAAGCACACCUGGGGAGCUGCCUUACUUUCGAAGUUCCCAAUCAUCGAGUCUAGUCAUCAUUUGUUGCCAUCUCCUGUAGGCGAACUUGCUCCGGCUAUCCAUGCCACUUUGGAUAUUUAUGGUGAGUUAGUUGACGUAGUUGUUUUCCAUUCUGGUCAGGAAGAGGACGUGGAAGAUCGUCGACUUCAAAGUUUGGGUAUUCAAGAAAUCAUGGGUAACUCCACAAGGCCUUUGGUGUUAUUGAGUUACUUGGUGACCACUCCUUUGGAAGGUAAUUAUAAUACCUAUGUCAGUGAGAAAUCGAGAAUGUACGAUAUCGACAACUCUGACUGGGAUAGAUGGUGUGAAUACAUUUUGUUCAGAGAAUUGAAGAAGGUUGCCUACGCUAGAAUUUCUCGAUCCACCAUUACUGACACUGAAUUGCAAGUGGCUAAAUUCAAAUUGUUAACCAACGAAGAAAAGCAAGAAAUUGACGAACCUUUCUUGUACGGUAACAACUACGUCAAUGAAGAUGAGAUUGACCAAAAUUUGCGUAUGCCUCAAAUUUUCAGAGGUGAUGGUGUUAGAGGUCACAGAUAUCAUGUCUUUGACGAGCCGCGUUACUUUGCCCAAGAAAAGAAUUGA
This is a messenger RNA of Scheffersomyces stipitis CBS 6054, 2907 nucleotides long. It is a transcript of the gene CWH43, whose product is annotated as Cwh43p. The transcript has a single exon. Lineage: Eukaryota; Fungi; Ascomycota; Pichiomycetes; Serinales; Debaryomycetaceae. Gene Ontology annotation, biological process: fungal-type cell wall organization; GPI anchor biosynthetic process. The coding region runs from base 1 to 2907 and encodes 968 amino acids. The record is from RefSeq and is a predicted model, not a curated record. Gene Ontology annotation, cellular component: endoplasmic reticulum.